AUUUGUUGGUUAGUGUACUAACCACUGGUUAGUCUACGACAUUGCGCUUCCACAAAGUGCUAAACACGUGGUUUAAUAUUAUCAACACGUAGAGGAAAUUAAUUUUGCAAAUUUAACAACAAAACAGUGGAAGUUAACGCUGGCCCCGCUGACCAGCGGGCCCGUGCUGGUGUCGGCUCCACCCCCGCGUUUCUCAGCUGUUCUUGUCAAAUAAACGGUACAUGUUCAUGUAAAGGCCAGUCGCACGGAUAAAUAGUAAAUUUUUUCAUCAGCUGAAGAGGUAAAUAACUUCGAGCAAACAUUCAAGUGUUAUAAAGAAAUACGUUUAUGUGGAGACAGCUGUCAGUAUUUUUGGCAUUCCUGGCAUCGCCACACCCACCAAACUGACUGUGCGUGUGAACAUAACGUUAAUUAACGGAGCCGCUGAGCUAAAGCUGAUGUUAGCGCGUGUAACGUUAACGGUACGUUGAACAACAAGCUGCCAUGGCUGCAGGCGGGCCCCAAGGGCCAGGGGCCACUCAUUUGGCCACGAAGGUGGAGCUGACCAUCUCCUGUGAGAACCUCAUGGACAUGGAUGUCUUCUCUAAGUCUGACCCUCUGUGUGCUGUUUACAUCAACACCACAGGCUCCCAGUGGUAUGAGAUUGGGCGCACAGAGAUGAUCCUGAACAACCUGAACCCAAAGUUUGCCAAGAAGUUUGUUCUCGACUACUACUUUGAGAUGGUGCAGAAGAUGAAGUUUUCUGUGUAUGAUAUUGACAAUGACACACCUGACCUGAGUGAUGACGAUUUUCUCGGGGAGCUUGAAUGUACCCUGGGCCAGAUUGUCUCUAAUAGGCAGAUGACUCGGCCUUUAAUGCUGAGAAACCACAGGCCUGCAGGUCAUGGGACCAUCACAAUCUGUGCUGAAGAAAUAACAGACAACAGAAUGGCAAACUUCGAGGUGUAUGGCCGCAGGCUGGACAAAAAGUAUUUGUGGUGGUCAGACCCUUAUCUGGAAUUCUACAAGCAGACGGAAACUGGAUGGCAGCUGGCUCACAGGACAGAGGUGGUAAAAAACAACUUAAACCCAAUAUGGAGACCCUUCCGGAUCCCACUGCGAUCUCUCUGUGCAGGAGAUCCGGAGAAACCUGUGAAGGUUUACUGUUAUGACUAUCAUGUCAACGGCUCCCACAGCCUAAUUGGGAGCUUUCAAACCACACUUGCAGAGAUGCAAACCGCAACACCCAUCUGCCCGGCUGAAUUUGAGUGCAUCAACCACAAGAAGUUAAAGAAGAAAAACUAUAAAAACUCUGGGGUCAUCUGCAUCAAGAGCUGCCAGGUGGUGAAGGAGUUUACCUUCCUGGAUUAUAUUAUGGGGGGCUGCGGGAUCAACUUCACUAUCGCCAUUGACUUCACAGGCUCUAACGGGGAUCCCAGAACUCCAGAGUCCCUCCACUAUAUCAACCCUGAAGGCUAUAAUGAAUACCUGACAGCCAUCUGGGCGGUGGGCAAUGUCAUCCAGGACUACGACAGUAACAAGAUGUUUCCCGUCUUUGGCUUUGGAGCUCAGGUCCCUCCCUCCUGGCAGGUUUCCCAUGAGUUUCCUAUCAAUUUCAAUCCAGCAAAUCCAUUCUGCUCCGGCAUAGAGGGUGUUGUGAGUGCCUACCAGCAGUGUCUACCUCAACUGAAGCUCUGGGGACCAACCAACUUCUCUCCAAUUAUCAACCACGUCGCCUGCUUCGCCAGGCAAGCUUUCCGGCAGCACACGGCCUCACAAUACUACGUGCUGCUCAUCAUCACCGAUGGCGUGAUCACGGACAUGGACCAGACACGCACUGCUAUUGUAGAAGCCUCUUAUCUGCCCAUGUCCAUCAUCAUAGUGGGUGUGGGCAGGGCAGACUUCAGCGCGAUGGAGUUCCUCGACAGCGACGACAAACUGCUGCGUUCGGCCAGAGGAGAUGUCGCCGCAAGAGACAUCGUCCAGUUCGUGCCCUUCAGAGAUUUCCAGGGAAACAGCGUGGCCCUCGCCCAGAGCGUCCUGGCCGAGCUGCCCGAUCAAGUGGCUUCCUUCUUCAAUUCUUACAAGCUGAGACCACCUAAUAUAUUCAGUGUUUCUGAUCCGUCCUAGAGAGGAUGCUCGGAUUGCCUUGUGUUUACUGCUUAUCUGCUUCUUCUGCAAUCCUCGCUGCAUUUAUCGCACGGAACGGCACAAAUCAACGCCAAGAAACGAACACCGAUAAAAAUAUAAACGAUAAAAGAUUAUAACGAAACUACAAUCUGUGACUGGAAUUUUCAGUAAUGGUUUAAACCUGAUGGGACUGAUUAAAAUGUAUAAAAGUUCAUGAACAAUGAUGAUUAUAAUUAUAUAAUUAACCUCAAAUCUGCGGCUGGAUUUUCUGUAGUGUUUUAAGUUUGGUUUGACUUGAUGUGAAGUUCCUUAAGGUAGACAGGAUGGCUUUUAUAGUACACUAUAAUAUUAAAUAAUCAUUGUAAAAAUAAUCAGAAUAUACUCUGUCCACUGAGAAUGUAACACUUGACAUGUUGGUAUGGCUUUGUCGAUUAACUGUCAUUAUUUCCUUUAUAUUUCAUUAUUUUGUACAGGUUUUUCACUCUUUUCCCUGUAUUACCUUUCCUCUGCUGUUACUUUUGUGAUGCAAGCCAUAUUUUAUUUAAUAUAAGACAAACUUUGUGUCUUUUUCAAAUUAGAAUCAACCGAAUGAGGAGUGAGGAGCUCACGAAGGUUGUGGUGUGUUUUCUGUCUGUCCAGACACUGAGCUGUGAAAGGGGUCGUGUGGUCAGGUGGCGUUGUACUGGUGGUUUCAGCGGCACCAACACCUUCACAGUGAUGUGACCCUGCUCUGUCAGAGCUUGUGUGUACAAGUCCUGGUCACUUUUUGUAUAUGAGAACUUAAUUUAUGUAUAGAGGGAAGUGAUUUUGAGCAUGAUUUGUAUUUUACUGCCAAGUUUGAGCUUUACCCUGAUACUGUCCGUUACGUUAUGGAAUUGCAACAUAGGAGAUCAGUGACAUGUGCAAGCUUCCACUGCACCCUGCUAUGAGAAGAAGAGAUUUUAACUGUUAUCUCCUGUUGUACCUGUGCCGUGCAAGACUGAACACAGUGACCGCAGACAUGUUACUUCCUCUGUUAACUGUGGUUUUACUCUGUUGGUGGGAACAACGACAGGUAGACAUAAGUCACGCCAAAGUUCAGUAAACUUUAUUGAGGUUUGUCUUGCUUUCCAACAAACAUGUAUUACUGCAUGAAAAUAAAAACGAUACGCCCUGCCACUGAG
Messenger RNA from Acanthopagrus latus (yellowfin seabream), 3272 nucleotides. RefSeq names its product copine-3-like. Gene Ontology annotation, molecular function: calcium-dependent phospholipid binding; receptor tyrosine kinase binding. Gene Ontology annotation, biological process: ERBB2 signaling pathway; cellular response to calcium ion. NCBI's taxonomy places the organism in Eukaryota, Metazoa, Chordata, Actinopteri, Spariformes, Sparidae. Bases 484 to 2109 code for a protein of 541 amino acids. Gene Ontology annotation, cellular component: plasma membrane. The record is from RefSeq and is a predicted model, not a curated record. The transcript has 16 exons.